This is a messenger RNA of Podospora anserina S mat+, 618 nucleotides long. RefSeq lists its product as uncharacterized. Lineage: Eukaryota; Fungi; Ascomycota; Sordariomycetes; Sordariales; Podosporaceae. Bases 1 to 618 code for a protein of 205 amino acids. The transcript has 2 exons. The record is from RefSeq and is a predicted model, not a curated record.
AUGCCUUCCAAAACAGCCAUUCUAGUCGUUGACAUCCAAAACUCCCUGGCGACAGAUCCAGGCACCAAAAUACCUCAUGCGGCCCGGGUCUGUGAGGCGGGAACCAGCAUUCUUCAAGUAGCUCGGCAGAUUCGAGACACCCGAGUACGGGAACAUAGUCUUGCUCCGGGCUUCAUCACCGUAUUUGUGCAGCACCAGGAGUCGCCAGAAGAGGGGCUGUUGGUCUUUGGAACAGACCCUUGGAGUUUGGUCUUCAAGCCACGACAAGGUUUGGAGAAUGGGGAGGACUUUGUUGUCGCAAAAUCAGUCCGCAAUGCUUUUUCCAACCCGGUGCUUGAGCAGAUACUCAGAGAGCACGGCGUGGAAGAGUUGGUCAUCUUCGGCAUCCAGAGCGAAUGCUGCGUCGAGGCCACCUGCCAUGGCGCCAUUGAUGCUGGCUUUGCCAUCACACUGCUUUCAGGGGCACACUCGACGUAUCCCGAACCCGAGGCCAGACCAGAAGAGAUUGAGGCACAGGUAGAGGCCCGUGUGCGGGCAAGGGGAGCGACAGUGGUCAGGUGGGAGGAUGCAGUCGAGGUAUGGGAGAAGAAGGGCCAGGUCCUCGGACCAUAUCAGUAG